Molecule: messenger RNA, 2164 nt
Organism: Engraulis encrasicolus (European anchovy)
Lineage: Eukaryota; Metazoa; Chordata; Actinopteri; Clupeiformes; Engraulidae
Gene: chchd1
Product: coiled-coil-helix-coiled-coil-helix domain containing 1
Exons: 3
Coding region: 235-603 (122 amino acids)
Biological process (GO): mitochondrial translation
Cellular component (GO): mitochondrial ribosome; nucleoplasm; mitochondrion
Molecular function (GO): RNA binding
Source: RefSeq, a predicted model, not a curated record
AGAAUGGAAUUUCUUCUGAGAAAGCCUGAACUGUUUAUUUGCGACGUCGUAUUCUUGUUCCUAUAGCAACCACUUUCAUUUACGACAGUGGCGCUUCUUCUUUACGGGACAGAAAAUGGCGGCGCCCUGCGUGUGUUAGGAAACAUGUUACUGUUGUUUGACACUAUAUGAAGUGAGUUGCGGAGAGGUUUUAAAACAUCUACUUUUGUAUAAUUCUGCAACUUUAUCGAAAUAAUGGCGUCCAAAAGUGUCACCGAUGUCAGCGAGAAGCUCGCUCGGUUGUUGAGUCGAGAGAAUGGCAAGCCUGUCCUCAAGCCAAACAAGCCUCUCGUCCUCAAGGACGAAGUAGCAAAUCGCAAAAUGCGAAAAGGGGAGGCCACUUGCAUCACAGAGAUGUCAAUACUAAUGGCUUGUUGGAAGAAAAAUGAGUUCAACAACACCCUCUGCUCCGGUGAGAUCAGCAAAUUCUACACAUGCGUGGAGAAAGCUCAGAGGGAUGCCAAGCUAAAAGCAGCCCAGCAUGCCACUCAAGGAGGACGCCUCUCCCCUAAUCAAGCCAACUCGCUCCUCAAGCGAUUCCCAGGAAUCAAGAAGGAAAUCUAAGAAGGAAAUCUCUCUCCCCGUUUCUUUUUUUUUUCUUUUGUUCGAGUUGAAAUGGACCCAUCUCUUGGACUACAGUCAAGGAACACUUGUAACACUGUAAUGCAACAGGCAUUGUAAAAAAGACUAGGCUCUGCCUUACAAACGAAUGUCAUUGGUCCAUUGGUCUCCACAACUCCCCUGGCGAUUGGCUGUGGAGAGAACUGUCAUUUUUUCACAUCUUCAGGGGCUGGUGCAACCCUGUGGCAAUAGAGAGAGUGCCCCUGGCAGUCUGAUGGACUAUGGCAGUGGUUCCCAACCUUUUUCUUAAGGGACCCAUGUUUUUACUAUUGUAAGCUUUGGUGACCCAACCACGCGAGCGCCCUCACGAGACGGAGUCACAAGAUGCCCUCUGUUUCCUGCGAAAACUAAUUUUAGUUAUUUUAUUCCUCAAUUCGUCUUUGGUCAAAUAUAGAAUAAAUGUUUAAUGUAGCACUUACAAUUUGUUGCUUCUAUGCAUUUAUUAGUUCAAUGCUUUGUCUUUUAUUCAACAUGGGCUAUAUAUAUUUAAAACGAAACCCCUUGAAAUCAAGAGGGCUCCGCGACCCCCUGUGGAUCUUUGGCGACCCAUAAGGGGGGUCCCGACCCAUAGGUUGGGAACCACUGGACUAUGGUACUCUGGAACAUUACUGUAAUGGGGGGACUGCAGUUGUGGGUCAUCACAGUAAACAGCUUUGAAUUCAUUUGCUGUCUCUUAUUCUGCUCCAGUCACUAUGCAGAAUGCACACUUGGCAAGGAAGCUCUUGCUUGCCAGCCCCUAUUCGGUGUGAUUUGUUGUUGUGCUGUGUCAUUUUAAUUCUAGUCCCCAACCUCUUGGAAGCGCUCUCUGAAGGUUAAUGGUACAGCCUAAUGACUUGUAAUUCUGAAUGGAGAGAGCCAGUAGCAUAGCGUCCACGAUCAAUCUGCUCUGGGUCCGUUUUCUCUGGAUGUUUUCCACCAGGCGGCUGAUUUUUCUAAGCAGUUACACACCAUCCCUGUACUCAUUCCAUUAUUUGGGCAAAUUGAAAUGGGCCAUCACCUGCCAGGAAACAAAGGCGAGACUCGUGUUUGGAGUGGAGGCCAAGCUGAAAGCCAAUAAAAAUCAGCGGCCUGUGGCCUUGUCGUUCCGAGUUUUAUCUUGUCAAGCUUGUGUUGAUGGAUACAUCCCAAAAUAUGUAGUGGCGUGAAAGCUGUUAACAUACAGUAUUCAGUCCAUGUAUAGAGCAUGUUAACGGUCAUGGAAUAAUUGUAUUUUUAUGUCUCCUCUCUCUCUCCAUAGUAACACAGUUCAUGUUGACAGGCCACUACAAUUCCCAUAUCCUUAAUACGUUUGUUAUACAGAAAAAUGGUUAACAUCUCCAGGAAUCUAUUAAAGCUAUUUAAAGGAGACUUUGUCUGCAGAUUGUACUCUAUUUUAGGAGAGCUCAGCGUUCUUAUUUUGCAUAAAUGAGCAAUUUUGUACAAGCUGCAUGGUGUGCUAUCGGCAGUGGUGUUCCAAUUUAUUAAGUUAUGUCAGACAUUCCGUGUCUAUUCAUGGAAAAGGUGA